AUGUUGCAUGAAACUCAGUCUUACAAGUCUUUUGAUCCCGGAGUAUUUAGAGGAGAAAAACACUCCACUAAAUACUGCCAUCACAGCUGCAACCGCUUGCGCAUCACUGCAGAUGGCAGUCUGAGGGUGUGUUUGUUCGGGAACUCUGAGGUGUCCCUGAGAGAUGUGUUGCGCUCGGGUGCAUCACAUGAAGAGCUGCUGCAAAUCAUCGGAGCUGCUGUAGGCAGGAAGAAGAAACAACACGCAGGCAUGUUCAGUAUCUCCCAGAUGAAGAACAGGCCCAUGAUCCUCAUUGCAGGCACCACAUCCCAAAGGCCGCUGUCUCUGCCAAAGUCAGAAGACAGCCACAGAGCUUCCCCCAGUGUUUGCCAGCUUAUGAACGACACAUUUCUCUGUCCAGUAGCAGCCCGUGGCAUGGGCCUUUCAGGCAGCAGGAGAGUCCUGAACGGAGACGGUCUUUUGUGCCUUCCAGACUGCACUGCUAGAACCUUAAUGAGUGUUAGGUCGCAUAUCAACACAGAAAAAACGACUGCGACAGACAACAUCUCCCGUGUAGCACCCCUUCACUCCUCUGAUUUUGGUGAUGGCCUCACUUUCACCGGUUUUCACACUAAGACUGCAAGUUUUACAAAUGUCACAAGCUACACUAACAAAGACUGUCUCAGGUACGCACAAGCCAGGGGUCCCAAUGCUUUGAGGAGCCACUUACUCAGGACCCCAGGAGCACCUCAUUUUUGCACACUACUAAUUAAUGACAAACUGCAUGUUAAACACCACAGUGUUCGACUGUGUCACAAUCAAAGUUCCAGCGAAGACCCCAGUGGCACACGCCAGCUGUUUGUGAGUGAUCAGGCCGAGUCAGAUAUCAACGGUGAAGCCCAGCUAACGCACACAGAUGCCCAGGGUCGAGCCACAAUGGUGGACGUUGGAGGGAAAGUUCCCACACGUCGCACAGCCACAGCCUGCGCCACAGUCAUCUUGGGCCCCGCUGCCUUCCGGCUGCUUCGGGAUAACCAGCUGGCUAAGGGUGACGCCUUGGCAGUGGCGCAGUUGGCUGGUAUCAUGGCUUCCAAGCAGACCUCAGCCCUCAUCCCGCUCUGCCACCCGCUGCCCUUAGACCACGCCUCUGUCACCUUUGACCUCAAUGAGCUGCAGAACGCCGCGGUCAUCACGGCAACGUGCCGCACUACGGGCAGGACAGGAGUUGAGAUGGAAGCUUUGACAGCUGUCUCUGUCGCAGCGCUGACUGUCUAUGACAUGUGCAAGGCAGUGAGCCAUGACAUCAUCAUCACGGAUGUUAAACUGAUCAGUAAGACGGGCGGGAAGAGAGACUUUUAUCGUUAUCCUUGACCUCCUCCCACACCAAAAAAUCCAUCACUGGAAUACAGAGUGUCAUUUUUUUUUCAAUUUUUGCUUACAGUGUCACUUAUCCCACACAAUAUGAAUCAAGUUAUCGGUCUUAAAGGUCCAGUGUGUAGGAUUUAGUGGCAGUAGUGAAGUUGCCGAUUGCAACCAAAUGAAUUCUCUCCCACACCUUAUGCUCUUCUUCCAUGCAUUUAAGAAAAACUCUAAAUUCACAUGAAAAGCAAAAAAGCUCAUAUCUAGAUCAGUGUUUGGUUUGUCUGUUCUGAGCUACCGUACAAAAAUUGCAGUUCAACAUGGUGGACUCCGUAGAAGAGGACCCUCUGCCACUGUAGAUCUUAAGGGCUCAUUUUGAGACAGCAGAAAAACACAACAGUUCUUAUUUUCAGGUGAUAUUAAUGAAUAUUGUGUAACAUUUCUGUCAAUAGAUACUUCUAAAUCUGACACACUGGACCUUUAAUGUUAGGCAAAUAAUGUCAGUGUGUCAUACUUUUCCUGUCAUACACAUCUGAAAGAUAGUGCAUCAAGUGAACAGCUUGUAUGAUGACGUGUAGAGCUGCAGUGUUUCUUUUAGUCCCUAGAGGGCGCUCUAUUACUGUCUCAAGCCUCAGCAACAACAGACUGAAGGAGACUUUAAAGCUGUUGACACACUAAAUGUCUUAAUAGCUUUCAUGCACUUUGAAGAUAAAUCCAUUUAGAAUGAAGUCCAGGUCGAACUCCAUGCUCCUGUACUUACUUGCUCUGAACAGCUGUGAUUAACAGCACAAAAGUUUUUACCAUCAUGUUUUGGGGUUAACUCAGUUGUAUGAAAUAAAACUUCUCUGAGAAACUUCUCAU
This is a messenger RNA of Larimichthys crocea (large yellow croaker), 2199 nucleotides long. Its product is annotated as molybdenum cofactor biosynthesis protein 1-like. The coding region runs from base 1 to 1350 and encodes 449 amino acids. Gene Ontology annotation, biological process: Mo-molybdopterin cofactor biosynthetic process. The transcript has 5 exons. NCBI's taxonomy places the organism in Eukaryota, Metazoa, Chordata, Actinopteri, Sciaenidae. The record is from RefSeq and is a predicted model, not a curated record. Gene Ontology annotation, molecular function: 4 iron, 4 sulfur cluster binding; cyclic pyranopterin monophosphate synthase activity; GTP 3',8'-cyclase activity.